GUUAGUGUUGUCCCAAAAAACUAAAGAAAACAUCCUUUGAAGCUGAGUGGAGUUGUUUACUGUAAAUUCCACUGUAUAUAAUAUAAUCCUCAUACUUAUAAACAAGCGAUAUUUUUUGUCCAAGAACAGUGACGCAGGCUUCAGCUCUACCUAUGUAUGGAAGCGACUAUUUGACCCUUUUUGAUAAAGGACGAGAGCUUUUGAAUACUUGCAAGCUGCAGUCCACAUGAAUAACCUGAAUGAUCCUCAGGACUGGAAUAUAAGGCCAGAGAGGCAGGGUGAUGGUGAUGGGGACAGCAGCAAGUGGAACUAUGCCCUCCUGGUGCCCAUGCUGGGACUCGCUGCCUUUCGAUGGAUCUGGUCAAAAGAAUCUCAAAAGGAAAUCGAGGAGGCCAAGGUCAAGUACGAAAAGACCUUAGAGACGACCCAGAAGGACCUGGAUGUGAAAUACAGACAGACGCUCUCUGAAAACCACAAAGAAACAGCUCAGCUCCAGCUUGAUCUAGAAAAGGAAAAGCUGCGAGUGCAUGGCUACCGACAAGCCCUGGCUUCCCAGAGUCAGCAGCUCGAGGAGGAACGUCGAGGCUUGAGGUUGGAACGUGAAGCUCUAGAAAACGAAAAAUCUAGAUUGCGUUACGCAGGACCUGGUGGCGCCCUCUUCCACGAGGCCCUGGAAAAGGAGAAAGAGCGAGAGCGGAGUGCUUCACUGGCUCUGAAAGAUGUAGAGUACCGGCUGGUGGAAAGGCAGAGGGCCUUUUGCAGUAUUUUGGUGCCCCGUGCGAGGAGGGUGGAGGUGGAGAAAGACCUUCUGGUUCGUACGGUUAAAGAGCCCCUUCUUGCACAUCUGGAGAUGGAGGACGGUCUCAGGGAUAUUUUUAAGAAUGAUCACAGUUGUGCUCAGUAUCUCAACACAGAUGAGCGCAGGAAUGGCAGUCUGAUGUGGCUGUAUCUCAAAUACUGGCGUCUGCAGCUCACGCUUCAGUCACACCAGAGAGCUGAGGAGGCUAUGCUCCAGACAAAAAAAGUGACACUGGGAGAUCAGAAAUGAAUCUGUAUCACUAAAAUGAUGUAUUAAGAGCUCGUUGUCAAUAAAGUUAAUGAGACUCAA
Carassius auratus (goldfish) is the source of this 1108-nucleotide messenger RNA. It is a transcript of the gene ccdc127b, whose product is annotated as coiled-coil domain containing 127b. The transcript is spliced from 3 exons. The record is from RefSeq and is a predicted model, not a curated record. NCBI's taxonomy places the organism in Eukaryota, Metazoa, Chordata, Actinopteri, Cypriniformes, Cyprinidae. The coding region runs from base 227 to 1048 and encodes 273 amino acids.